Messenger RNA from Podarcis muralis (Common wall lizard), 3198 nucleotides. The record is from RefSeq and is a predicted model, not a curated record. NCBI's taxonomy places the organism in Eukaryota, Metazoa, Chordata, Lepidosauria, Squamata, Lacertidae.
UUAGCCGGGCAAAGGAAGAGGCGAGGCGCCCCUGUGUGCGUGCGUGUGUGUGGCACGCGCCGGGCGCCGGCCGUCAAGUGCCGCGCGCUCCAGCUGGCUGGCGAAGCGCGAGGGCAGCAGCCGGCACGCUCUUCCCCUCCCGCUGAGCGCCAAGGCGGGAGAAUGCGAGAGUCAUGAAUCCAUUAAUGAACUCCGCGCGCGUCGGAGUUCCAGCGGGGACCACGCUCGCGUUUCCUCCGAGCCUUUCGCUUUCUCGCUCUCUCUCUCUCUUCUGUCCCCCCCCCCUUUUCCCCCAACCCCAGCACCCGCCGCUUUCUGUGGUUCUGGUCACUGGGACUGAUUAAUGAAUCAUGAGGUGGCUGCUGUUAAUGCAUUUAUCUGGGACAGACUGUACCGCAGCCUUCAGCCUUCACACGGCGGGGUGAAGCGAGCGCGCGAGAGAGCGAGGCUCCCGCUUUCUCGGCGGGCUCCGACACCUGCAGCCGACCCCGCUGCUCUCCUCGCCCGCCUUCCUGCCCGUCUCCCGCCGUGGAGACAGAGGAGCUGAAGAACCGCCGCUCUCCAUGGCUCCUGAGGAGAACAUCAUGGCAAAUGUUACUUAUAUGAUCCUAUGUCCUUGUCCAGAUGUAUGUGCCAAGCACACAAAUAAAGCUUUAAAGGUCUUAAUAAAUUCAGAAAGAAACAUUACUCUAUGGGCUGAUGAUGUGAUUUCCUCCUGUCACAGUACAGUUGCUGGAACAAUUCUCAUUUCCAAGAGUUUCUAACAAUUGCUACACAAUAAAUCCAGUGCAGCAGAAUAAAUACGUGGUUGCAGGGAUUUCAUAGAAAACUUCCAGUGUGGUCUUUUGCCCAGCUUAAACCCACUAAGGCAGGACAGAACUACCACUAUGGAGGAGGACAACACCCCAACUAACUGAGGAGUACAAAUCUGUCUUGCCCAGAGAUUCACUGGUGGAGCACGAUCAAGGAUGCUUGAGAAAUUUGUUGCUGCUUUGGCCCCAGUUCCAUCAGCUGCCUCCUUGCGGAGACACGUGCUCAUUGUUUCAUCAGACCAGCACAACUGCAUUUUGCACUGAGAGUUCCUUCUUCUCCACAUGGCCUUUCUACUGGUGUCAGCAUACCUUCUGCUGACUCAUGCCCAUGGCGCUCCAGUUGAGAACGGGGCUCUCAUGGAGACGCUGAAGUCCCAAGUGAUGCUGUUCAGCAAUAAGAGUGAACACUAUUCAGCACAAGUGAGACCUCCCGGAACGAGCAGACGAAUACCUCACACAAUCAUCAUCGGAGUUCGCAAAGGAGGGACCAGGGCCUUGCUUGAAAUGUUGGAUGUUCACCCAAACAUUGUGGUAGCGGCUACUGAAGUUCACUUCUUCGACUGGGAUGAGAAUUACGUGAAAGGAAUUGACUGGUACAGGGGCCUGAUGCCAUUUUCAUAUGAAAAUCAAAUAACUAUUGAGAAAACACCAGGCUAUUUUACCUCGCCGCAGGCUCCCGAAAGGAUUCACGAUAUGAAUAGUUCCAUUAAACUGCUGCUUAUUCUAAGAGACCCCACAGAGAGAGUUAUCUCUGAUUAUACCCAAGUCUAUUACAACAGGCUGGAAAGCCACAAGCCUGUUCAGCUCUUUGAAGACAUUGUUAUUAAAAAUGGAGCACUUAAUACCAAAUACAAGGCUAUCCAGAGAAGUCUGUAUGACAUCCACAUGGAGAGGUGGCUUAAACAUUUCCAUUUGAAUCAGAUUCACAUAGUAGAUGGGAAUACCUUGAUCAAGGACCCUCUUCCUGAAUUACAAAAAGUGGAAAGAUUUCUGAACCUGCCAUCCAGAAUUAUGUCUUCAAAUUUUUAUUUUAACCAGACCAAGGGGUUCUAUUGCAUUAGGAGUGAUGGAAGAGAGAGAUGUUUACAUGAAUCAAAAGGACGGCCACAUCCUGUUGUCAACAGUACUGUUUUAGAGCAACUUUACUCCUACUUCAGAGAGCACAAUGCAAAUUUUUACAGAAUGAUUAAUCAUUCCUUUGACUGGCAUUAGUAACUUGCGGGGGAGGCAGUUUGUUUGUUUUCUAAUGUCCUGCAGUAAUUUAUUUUCGAGCACUUCUCAUAAACUCUGAGUUGUAUCCAACUUGAUAUGAAGACCAGAGUUUUCUUCCCUGGGGUUUAACACUAGAAGUCCAUUGCAUUAAUGGUGGACACUCUUUAGUGUACUUGGGGGCAAUAAGCUUAGUGUUGGCUUUUAACUACAAUAAUGAACUUGAUUGCACCAGUCCAAGUCCACUGACUUCAAUGGAGUUAUUUCAGAUUUACACUUGUAUAGCCGAGAUGACUCAUUUGUUUCUCUUUAUUCAAAGUUAUAAGCAAAUGGAGUUUCACAGAAAACCAUUCCUUAACCGAUGUAUAACAAAAAAAAAAAAAAAAAGGGUUGUGUAACUGAAAUGGUAUUAUUCUAACCUUCAGGUUUUGUUGACUGCUUUUAUUUUUCUAUCUAGCUCCAUGACAGUGGGAUUGAUUUCUAUAACUUUUCAUACAGUGAAAUAAUUAUAUAUUAGAAGAAAAGAUGACUUGAAGUGGUCCCAUUAUAUAAUUUAAAAUCUUUUUUGUGAAAUAAUGAUUGUAAAAAGUAUAUCUCACUUAAAUGAGCCUCAAGGCUGCUCCCUGUUAUGGCUCCCUCUAUGUAGGGUCUUUAUAUUAAGUAAGACAUUCAUCAUGUGCAUGGGUAUAAAGCCGUUUAACCUGUUCAUACAAGUGUUAAGCGUUUCAUAUCUCCAAUGCAAACAAAUGAGGGCUCUAAAAUAAUCCCAUUUUACACAGUAGACAUCAAAAAGUACACAAGUGUCUAUUUAAUCACAAAACCAUGAGCCACUUACUUUUUUAUUAAAAAAAAUACCCUUCAUCAAUACACAAUUAUUGGUCUUGUUUGUAUUUUGUAACCAUUUGUUCCAAUAGUUUAUAUAACUAAUUUGGCACAAAGUUUAUUGCAAAAAAAAAAAGUUUAAUUGCCUGCUCUCCAAAGUGUGGAGUAACUUUUGUAAUAUCUAUUUGCAAAUCAUAAGAUGUACUCAGAGUGCAAAGUAACUUCAUGUGGUAUUGUAUACUAUACACACAAUAUUCAAAAUAUCAAGUAUGGGUUUCUGGUUUAUCUAUAAAACUAUACAUCUACAUGAAUGCAUUAGAAUUUGUUUGUUUAUAAUAUAUUUUUACUUGAUAAA